AAACAUCGACCGUCGUGUGCCCACCCAGCAAGAUGGCUCCGUUCUGGAGUAGCAUUCAACUUUUGACGUGAUGUUAUUAACAUGUUUGCCUAUAACGCUCGUCUAGAACAAUAAUUAGAAACAUUUACACUUUAGUUGCUACGUUGUGUGCUUAAAAAAAAUCAUAAAGUGAUAAUAGGUGUAAUAGAUCGCCAUGUUUUAGUUAAUAAUUACUAAGAGACGGCCGGUUGGCGUGCCAGACAGAUAGUGCCAUUCUCAAAAUAACGUUGCUCAUUGUUAAAGAAGCUUAACAAACAAUAAAAUACUCGAAUAAAUUUAUGUAAAAAACGUGAUCCUGGGAUAAUGUUUUCUUGAGUUUUAAUCUUUACUGGAUGAAAAAAAUUAUAUCAAAAAACAUUUGAAUAAAACCAGUCCAUAAAUACAAUAAUUAAUAUUAUUGUUACAAUCAGAACUAAGUGUGUUAAUGAAUUAACACAGAUGCAACGAAUAUUUCUUACGCACAAUUCUUCGACGAAAAACAAAACCGGAAUAUAAGAAGACAUUUGAAUUAAUGAUACUUGACAAUGAAAUGUGAAAGGCAAUUAAAGAAAUUAAGGCAAGAAUAGAAAUUGAUAAUUUUCGGCAAAAAUGUUGCCAAAGAAGAAGUUUAUAAAUUUUUACAUAGAGUGCUAAUUAUUGUGACAACGACCAAAGAUAAUUAACAAGACUUUGAAUGUUUUAUAAAUGUAAUGUGCAAGGAUUGUUGUAAGUGAUGACUGGAGGUUGUUUGGAGUUAACAUUGCAAUAAAGCCUGUUAAUAUUUGGUGUUAGCUGACUAAAAUAUCACUUCAAAUAUGGCACGAAAAAGUGAUAAUUUGAAGAGUAUUAACGUUGCGGUAGUCGGUUUAUCCGGUACAGAGAAAGACAAAGGACAGGUUGGAGUUGGCAAGUCAUGUCUCUGUAAUCGAUUUAUGAGAUCACUCAGUGAUGAUUAUAGUGUUGAUCACAUUUCUGUUUUAUCACAGUCGGAUUUCAGUGGUCGUGUUGUUAACAAUGAUCACUUUUUAUACUGGGGAGAGGUCAGUAAGUUUGCUGAAGAUGGAACAGAAUUUCAGUUUCAAGUGAUAGAACAUACUGAGUUCAUAGAUGAUGCUUCGUUUCAACCAUUCAAAGGAGGCAAAAUGGAGCCCUAUGCUAAAAGGUGUUCUGCUACAAAAAUAACAAGUGCUGAAAAGCUCAUGUACAUUUGUAAGAAUCAGUUAGGAAUAGAGAAAGAAUAUGAACAAAAAGUGCUACCUGAUGGAAAGCUGAAUAUCGAUGGUUUUUUAUGUGUUUUUGACGUCAGUGUAGUACCAAAUCGAUCGAUUGAAAAACAAAUCGAAAUUGUAUCGAAUAUUCUUAAUAAUUUAAUAAAAACAAAAAAACCCAUCGUGCUAGUUACAACUAAAAAUGACGAUGCUAAUGAAAUGUAUGUUAAAGAGGCUGAAAAACUGAUUUCUCGAAAGGAAUAUAAAGGAUCUAUCGUAGUUGUAGAAACUUCAGCACAUGAAAAUAUCAAUAUUGAUGCUGCUUUUCUAGUCUUGGCUCAAAUAAUUGAUAAAACUAAAAUAAGAAGUAAAAUUGUUCCAUAUUCAGAAGCAGCUAAAACAAGAAAAGAAUUAUUGGAUGCCUCAACUGACUCCCUACAGAGAUUAAUACGGUUACAUAUAACAGACUAUCGAGCAUUAUGGUCUCAAGCAUCGAAAAAACUUGGUCAACACAAGGAAUUUAUGAAUUUUGUAGAAUUAUUUGGUAUUGAUGCUACACAGAGGCUGUUUAGGAGGCAUAUUAAAAAAUUAAAAGAUGAAGCGAUAGCUAAAAAAAUUCAAGGGUAUUUAGACAUGUUACCAGAUAUUCUUCAUGAAAUUUGUCCAGACGUUUCAACACUUAUCAACGAGGAGUGGUCUACUGUUCAAAGAUACAUUAAAGAUCAUCCUGAUUUUCAUCAGCAUUUUUAUGAAUGCCCUGAAGAUAUUUCAUGGGUAGACUAUGAUUUCGGUGAAAAUAAUACCAGUAAAAUACCUUAUGAAGUUCUCGAAACUCCUGAGGCUGAAACUGUGUUUAAAAAUCAUAUAAAUGCAUUGCAGCAAGAGCAAAGACGUCUUGAACUUCCAAAAAGAUGGAAGAAACAAUUCAAACAAUUGCUUGAAGAAACUGGAUAUGUUACGCCUGGAAAACAUUUGUCAGAAGUACGUGUAUUAUUCAUGGGUCGCGAGUGUUUCGAAGCACUUUCUCAUCAUGAUUGUCAAGAAAUUUAUGAUCAUCAUCAGAAGGAAAUAAUUGAGAGAGCGAAACAUAAUUUUCAGGAACUUUUACUAGAGCAUGCAGACUUGUUUUAUCACUUUAAAAGUAUUGCUCCAUCUGGUACCAUUACACAAGAUGACAUUAAAGAAAUUACUGACGCUUUACUAGACGACUUUAGGUACAAAGCAUUAGAUAGAUUGGAUCAAGAUAGAAAGUUGAUGUUAUUCCAACAUUUAGGAUUUGUUCAUUGUCCAAUUCGUGAACACUGUCCUGCAUUCCCAAAUUGUAUGGAUGCCCUUAUUGAACGAAUUCUCGGAACAAAAGCCCACAGGCCGUCGUCAUGGAAUCACAGUAGUCAAUGGCAGUUAACAUCAGAAAAUAAUCAAUUAAAUUUAGUAAUACUCGGCUGCAACGGACUCGGAAGUGAAUUUGCACAUGAGAUAAAAACACAAACGGAAGAUGACGAAGUAGAGAUUGACUGUCAGUUAUAUACACUUGGAUAUCGAGUCAUUGAUGGUGACGUUGGAUUACCGCAUAAUUCAUUUACAACAUCCGAUUUUAUGCCACAUGGUUCUUUUUGCAUUUACUCAAACGAAGACUCUUUUGAAUACAUCCGAUCUUCUUUAGAGAAAACACUACUGUCUAAUUUAGAGCAAGAAGAUCGAUUACCAUUCCAGGGUUUACCAAUUGUCAUUAUGUUCGUUCCUGAUGCAACUAUUGAUGAAAUGGAGGCCAUGAGGUUGAGAGAAGAAGGCCAAAGUCUUGCUGACAGCUUACAAUGUCCUUUCAUUGAUGUUUGUGUCGAAGAUUUAGAACCAGAUAAGCGUUUUCCUAGCUCCUUAGUUAAAGAAGCGCUUCAGCAACUUAUACAAUCGAUAAACCAUCGUGCUGGAUUUUUAAAUAUUUACCAAAGUGUUAUAGAAUGUUUAGAACCUGAUAUUAGAAUAAUUAUGUGUAUGUUUUGUGGGGAUCCUUAUUCAGUAGAAAAUGUUCUUGGGCCUUUGCUCAAUCAUCAGUGCUGUUUUCUUAGCGGUGAAAAAUCGAUAGUACUUGAAACAUUUUUAGGAGAAUCUAAACGUCGAGUUGAAGUAAUUAUCUCAAGUUUUCACGGUGCAAACGCCUUUCGAGAUGAGUUAGUUCAUGGAUUUAUUCUGGUUUACUCUACAAAAAGGAAAGCAUCAUUAGCAACACUAAAUGCCUUUUCUAUGAACAUACCGAAUUUACCAAUUCAAAUCAUGGCAGUAACAGAUACUGGCGGUGCAAAUGCAUUUUUCAGUAACGAUUUAAGUCACUUGCUUAUCACUGAAGGAAAUGCUACCGCAGAUCGACUUCAAGCACAUUUUAUGACAUCAGCUUCUAGUUGUCAACAGAAAACUGCAUUCUAUACGCCCUUUUUCAAAGAAGUAUGGGAGAAGAAACCGGAAAUUGAACAAGCAUUCCACAUGGAGGAGCCCGGAAAUCUUAAUGAUAGUGGUGAGGGUACUUUAGAGUAUUCUGCGUUACAUCCAAUGCCUCCACCUCGUCAUGAAAGCUAUCAUCUUCAGACACCAGAUGAUGGUAUGUCUGUAACUUUCAGGAGUGGUUCGGAGUCUUAUGAGCAGUUGACACCUGAUGGGGAGUUGGGAGAUACAGGAUUAAAUGAUCAUUUCAAUGACCAUCGAGCCACACCUAGCGAUGACAGUGAUAUUUACAGCCAAGUAGAUUUUCAUCGUGAAGAAAGAGAACGUGAACUGCUCAAAGGUGGCGAUUUUACUAAUAAACUAACAGGUUGGGUGAAAGGAACUUUUAAUAUGCAUCACGAUGGAGUUUCUAACACUUAUUCGCAUCGAGCUUUUACCACGGGUCGACGUAACAUUCCUCAAUCUAAAUCACGACCCAAAGGCAACAGUCAGACGUUGAAGCAACCGGGCAAAAUUAAUUUGAAAGAUUUUUCUAAUGUGACAGAUGCGAUAGCAAGGAUGAGUGUAGGAGAAAAAGGUGAUCAUGGUUCGAAAUUAAUGGGCCAUGCACCGUUAGCAACGCCAGAGCUUGUAGAUCUUGAAUAUGCUCAUCCCAAAGAUGUCGUUCCUAAUCUGUAUCCUGCUUAUGAAGGGGAGUAUGCAUAUGCUCUCGUGCAAGAUUCUAUCUCAAAUAAUAAAUCAAAACUACGACAUAGGAGAGAAAAAGGACAGCCAUCCUACAGCGAUUCAGAUUCAGAGUGGAGUUCACUGGAGCGACAAAGGGUAGACAUUAUGGGUAAAUCGAAUAAAAAACCAUCAAGUUACAAGCGUACACGUAAGAAACGUACCGCAAUCCCAGUAGCAACUCCAAAGGUACCUUCAUUAGCGAGUAUGGCAAGUGGAGAUGGUAGCAUUGGUUUGAAUUAUGGAAAGGACGACAAGAAUUGGCGUAUCGAUCCGAUAGAACGAGUAUCAAGCGAAACGCCGGAUAGUUCCGAGUCGAGUGAGCCGGAGCACGGCACGAGGUCCAGAUUAAAACCUAAUAAACACAGCGCGGUUAAUGUGAGAAAGCGAUUUGGAAACUCAGCGACUACGCUACAGCAUCCGUUCAACCUGAAACACGUAACCCAGGAUAUGUUCAGUGUGUCCUAUGACGAGUCCAGCCUCGACGUGUCAUCACCAAGGGACAUUAAUUCUCCAAGUUAUGGAAUCUUACCAAAGGGCAAAGACUGCGACAAACUUACGAGGAAGAAGGACAAACAGAAGGCGAAAGAAGAUGAGAAGUUGGAAAAACGGAGACAAAAGGAAGAAAAACUGAAAAAGAGUGCGGAAAAGGAACGUGAAAGAGAAAAGAAGAAGCAGGAUAAAGUUAAACCUCCUAAAGGACCGAUCAGCAGUAUUUCAAUAUCAGGGCAAUGUCAGCCAUCUCUCAUCGAGGAUUUUGCUCAGAGUGAAACGAACCGAAUACCACUCUUUUUGGAGAAAUGUGUCAACUUCAUCGAGGACGAAGGACUUGAUUCUGAAGGGAUUUACAGGGUUCCAGGAAAUCGCGCUCAUGUGGAAUUACUUUUCCAGAAGUUUGAAGAAGAUCGUAAUGUUGACAUACAUUUAUUGGAUAUUCCUGUGAAUGCUGUUGCUACUGCACUUAAGGACUUCUUUGUGAAAAGAUUACCACCACUUAUCGAUAAAGAGCGAAUGGCUGAAUUGGAAAAUAUUUCUGGUGCACGAGGAGUGAGUAAACCAAUGUCUGGUUCUGGAAUGAAUAUGGAAGAUCCUAGCUGUAGACUACUUGCUUUAAGAUCUAUGCUUAAUCAACUGAAUCCAGUUAAUUUUGACGUCCUCAAAUUCAUUUUCCAGCACUUUGUGAAAGUGGCAGAAAAUUGUAAGUUAAACAGCAUGGAUAGUAAAAAUUUAGCAAUAUGUUGGUGGCCAACGUUAUUGCCAAUCGAAUUUAAUGAUCUGGGUAGAUUUGAAGCUAUGAGGCCAUAUUUAGAAGAUGUUGUUCAAACAAUGAUCGAUCAAUAUCCUUUCCUCUUUUGUGACAAAGAAGCUAUCGUAAUGGUUUAGUUAUGGACUAUAAAACUGUGAAACGAGGACCUAAAAUUGGUAUAUAAAUAAGGCGAUUAUGGACCUAUUUAUCACUAGAGUCGUUGGCCUGGAAAAUACUGAAAAGCCCGGAACGCGUUAUUAAUUAAUUAAUCGGUAUAGUAUUUGGUCUUAUCUUAAAUUUUACAAUAUUUAUAGCAGUUUUCACUAGUCCAAAUAUGUAAAAUGAAGGAUUUAGCAUUUUUAAAUAUUCUCAUCAUAAAUUGAAUGAUACGAAACAAUUUCCAAUGAAUCAAAUGGCCGAGAAAAAUAUAGUUGAAGUCAAUUGACGUGUCAUAAUGCAGUAUGAAUGUGUUUUUUUCAUGAAUUAAUCAUUAAUACUAAUAAAAGAUUUAUUUAUUAAAAUGUGGAUCGUAGUAAUUAAGCGUCGCAAAGAUUAUUUAGUGUUGUUGUCUUUCCAUUUUCGUAUUUUAUUGUCGAAUGGGAAACAGAGAUAAAUCUUAUUGAUGAUAUUAUUGCAUUAGAAUUUUUGUGAAAAUGGAUUUUGUGAAGUAAUUAUCAAUAGUAAGAAUUAUCAUUAUAAAAGAGACAUUUAGGUUGUGCCAUGCCAAUCGUAUCUGUUUGAAUUUUGAUCGAUGCACGGCAGUGAUAUUAAAUGCUUAUUACCAUUCCGUCUUAUUAAUAACAAAAAAAAAAAAAAGAAAACUUACAAUUCCUGUUAACUGGAUCAAAGC
Messenger RNA from Chelonus insularis, 6481 nucleotides. It is a transcript of the gene RhoGAPp190, whose product is annotated as Rho GTPase-activating protein 190. NCBI's taxonomy places the organism in Eukaryota, Metazoa, Arthropoda, Insecta, Hymenoptera, Braconidae. The transcript is spliced from 23 exons. Gene Ontology annotation, biological process: regulation of axonogenesis; regulation of cell size; Rho protein signal transduction. The record is from RefSeq and is a predicted model, not a curated record. The coding region runs from base 834 to 5768 and encodes 1644 amino acids. Gene Ontology annotation, cellular component: cytosol. Gene Ontology annotation, molecular function: GTPase activity; GTPase activator activity; GTP binding.